UUUGUAGGUACUAGUUAAACCGGAUGUUUCGGUGAAGGUGGCAGUAUGCUAACAGCUAACGACUAACAGCUAGUUAACAGUAACAAACUGAGAAAUCUGUUAGUUAUAAAAACAGACAGGUGACGUGUGAGCAAUACUGAGGGUUGGCCUGUCUCUCAUGUGGUUGCCCACCUAAGGAAGCUCCAAGAAGCUGGUCGUGCACGCGCAUAGUAUCCAUGGCUACGGAGGAGUUCUACGAGGUGACGCGAAAAAAGGCUAGCAUGUUUCGGCGCCUAGCGGCAAAGUUUAGAGCCAACUUUGGUGGAGAGGAUUGUGGAUAAGAGGAAGAACAAGAAAGGGAAGGUGGAGUACUUGGUCAGGUGGAGGGGUUAUGGUUCAGACGGAGACACCUGGGAGCCUGAGAGUCACCUGUCCACCUGCAUGAUAUAUGUCCACGAGUUUAACCGUCAGUAUUCUGAGCGGCAGAGGGACGCUACGUUACUGCGAUCCACCCGCAGUUCUCUCAGCCUCCGCAGCACCUCUACCCACAGGCUGCCCAGCGGGCAGCUGCCCUCUGCUGUGGCUCACACUGAACUCAACAGUGGAGUCUGUGACCAGGUCAAAUCUCUUAUUGAUCCACUUCACCUAAGUCCCAUUACAGCAACCCACCUGGCUUCUGUUGGCUCCCAUCAUCCCCCACUGUUUGGUAGAGACCUAAUUUCAACAGUGCCUCCUGGUUCAGCUCGUCGCAGUGUGGAUCUCUCUAAGACAGGGAUCAAGAUCCUGGUCCCAAAGAGUCCGAUGAACAGCCGCCAUGACUCAGAAGAAUCUCCCAGUGAGGCUGCUCACAGUCUAGAGGCUGGAGCUCAAGAGGCUCACCUAGUCCCACCUGAGGUUGCACUGCUAGAGAAACCCAUAGCGGUCCAGCUCGGACCUGGAGAGGAGAGGGCUCGCAUGGGAACCAGACCUCGUAGUCAAAAUUCCUUGCCUCCACCCCGAGCCCCAAUCACACCUGCCACCAUGCGCUCUCUCAGCGGCACAGGUAACUCUGCAUUGAGUGAGUUACCUGUGGCUGCCAACGGGACUUCAGGUGUGCAGAAUGCUGUUGGCGUUGCGCCUGCUGUGUCUGGGAAACGUCGUCUGGAGGAACGUUCAGUGUUUGACAAACGUCUGAGGUUCAGCGUUCGACAGACAGAGAGCGCAUACCGUUACCGUGACAUUGUGGUGAAGAAACAAGACGGCUUCACGCACAUUCUGCUGUCCACUAAAAGCUCAGAGAACAACACACUUAACCCGGAGGUGAUGAAGGAAAUUCAGAGCGCCAUGGCAACGGCAGCCUCAGACGAUAGUAAGCUAGUGUUGCUUGGCGCUGUCGGCAGCGCCUUCUGCUGCGGCCUUGACUUCUUGCACUUCAUUAGAAGCCUGGCGGACGACAGGAAGAAAGAGAGCAUCAAGAUGGCUGAAACCAUCAGGACUUUUGUCAACACCUUUAUCCAGUUCAGGAAGCCGAUUGUGGCAGCAGUAAAUGGACCGGCUUUGGGUCUUGGCGCCGCCAUCUUGCCACUCUGCGAUGUGGUGUGGGCCAAUGAGAAGGCCUGGUUUCAAACGCCAUACACAUCCUACGGUCAAACGCCUGAUGCUUGCUCUUCUUUUACCUUCCCCCGCAUCAUGGGCCUCGCCUCGGCUAAUGAGCUGCUGAUGAGCGGCAGGAAGCUGACGGCUCAGGAGGCGUGUACUAAGGGUUUGGUAUCUCAGGUUUUGUGGCCAGGAACCUUCACACAGGAGGUGACGUUGCGAAUCAGAGAGCUGGUAGCAGUUGACUCACUGGUUCUCCGUGAGUCCAAGGCUCUUAUGAGGAAUAUUAGCCGCAGUGCUCUUGAACAAGCCAAUGAGCGUGAGUGCGAAGCCUUGAAGAGAAUCUGGGGUUCGUCACAGGGAACAGACUCUAUCCUGCAGUACCUGCAGAGGAGAACUGAGCUCUGGUAGGAGCUGGAUCAGGACCCAGAUCUGGUCCAGUAUUUGAGCAGAUUCUGGGUUUGAUGUGAACCCAUAAUGUUUCCAUCUUUUUGUUGUGAACCUUUUAAGUUAUACUUUUAUCAGAACUUCUCUUGAGAAACAUUAAGAGCUGAGUUCUUUGUUCUAAGAGUAGGUCAAGGAUGUGAUCACCCUAGCUUAGCAUAAAGCCUGAAAACAGAGGAAAUUGUUAGCCUAGCUUAGCAUAAAGCUCAGAAGUGGGUCAACAUAGCAAAAUGUAAAAUUUAAAAUUAAAGUUUACUAAUUUUGUCUUAAAAAAUCAUUGUUGUCAAAAACCAGCAGUAUUUUAAUAUGAUGUAAUACUUUCACAUCGAUUCAUCUAACCAUACUUCUGACAGUGAACCUCCACUGUUAUAUUGUGCAGUUUCUAUAAGGAGCCUCUGAUGACCUGUAAAUAUAUUUCCCACCAGUAGAACUCCACAGGGUUUUAAUUCUCCAGUCAUCCAUUCCUAGGACAGAUCUACUCACUGUUUCCAUCUUAGUGCUAAUUUGGCUUCUUGCUUUGCUUUUAGUGUUAAAGCUAAGUUCUCCCUAACUCUAGUGUUUAUGCUAAGCUAAGCUGAUACAUUACCUUUCCUUUCAGUACUUGUGUUAAGCUAGGUUAAUGGUCUCAGGCCCCAGUUGUACAGUUGUACCUUUUUAAAUGGAGCUAAGCUUGACCUUCUUCCAGAAAUCACUGAAUUUCUCCCUAUUGGAAUGAAGUGGCAGAAUUUUUAUUUUUAUUUGACUAGAUUGAUGCACGUGAGCAGCCCACAAGCAGGGCUACAGACUGAUGAAAUAAUUUUGCAGAGACAUUGGUGGAUUAUGGUAAAAAAACCUGCUUGAGCAUGGAUUGUCUGCUAUUCAUCCAUGCGUUAAAGUCUUUCAUACGUUCAAUUAAACAUGGAUCCUGUCACGUCA
This is a messenger RNA of Betta splendens (Siamese fighting fish), 2913 nucleotides long. It is a transcript of the gene cdyl, whose product is annotated as chromodomain protein, Y-like. Lineage: Eukaryota; Metazoa; Chordata; Actinopteri; Anabantiformes; Osphronemidae. Gene Ontology annotation, cellular component: nucleus. The record is from RefSeq and is a predicted model, not a curated record. Gene Ontology annotation, molecular function: transcription corepressor activity. The transcript is spliced from 7 exons. Bases 421 to 1965 code for a protein of 514 amino acids.